AUGAAAACCCUGCCUCGGAGAUCAUAUACUACUCAAUUGCAUACCCUAUUGCCGAACUUCUUAAAUCUCACAAAUUGCCAUGCUUCUGGUUGUGUGGAGCAAGAAGUAAACACGGGAGGUUUGUGGUUUCUUACCGAAAUACCCCCCAAAACUAACUGCCCAUAUAACAUGCAACAUAGUAUGGUGGACUGCAGGAGUCCGACUCCCACGGCUAAUGAGCCCCCAGCCAACGUCCCCCUCCCAAUGAACGAAACCUUUCUUGCUAUAACCCGCACCCACGGCUUUGCAGGAUUAGUCUCAAACAACAACGCUUCAUCCCCCCUCGUACAAAAUGGUCCUCCUAAACAAAAUCCUCUUAGGAAAUCAACAACUUCAACACGAAGGCCGCCAAAUCAACCCUCACCGAAGAAUAUGAAAUUACAGAAUUUCUUCCCUCUCCAUAAUGUUAUGCCUCUUAAGGCCAUGAUCCCCUUUUCGUCACUUUCUAGCUAG
This is a messenger RNA of Penicillium digitatum Pd1, 492 nucleotides long. Lineage: Eukaryota; Fungi; Ascomycota; Eurotiomycetes; Eurotiales; Aspergillaceae. The record is from RefSeq and is a predicted model, not a curated record.